Messenger RNA from Bufo bufo (common toad), 4290 nucleotides. It is a transcript of the gene CILP2, whose product is annotated as cartilage intermediate layer protein 2. The record is from RefSeq and is a predicted model, not a curated record. Bases 138 to 3683 code for a protein of 1181 amino acids. Lineage: Eukaryota; Metazoa; Chordata; Amphibia; Anura; Bufonidae. The transcript is spliced from 8 exons.
UCUUAUUUCGUCUCUUGCAAGUAGACCCCUCUUUCUGGGGCUGGAAAAGGCUUUAUAUUCAGCAUGAUCUAAGUUCAUUACCUGUUCCACACCAGAGGGAAGAAGAUCCAGGUCCGUGUGUGUUAUCCAGGGCAGACAUGCCAGCCUGCCAUCCUGCCCUGCUGUUCACUGUUUUUCUCAAGAUCUCUGCCACUUGUGGUGCUGCAGAGUGGACGUCUUGGUUCAAUGUUGACCAUCCAGAAGGUGAUGGAGAUUAUGAAACAGUAGAGGCCAUUCGUUUUUAUUACCCACAGCGCUUAUGCCUUAGACCUAUUGCUCUUGAAGCCAAAACCACUGAAUGGGCCAGACCAAAGGAUACAAAGGAGGUUGUACAUUCUAAUCCAGAAAAGGGCUUUUGGUGUAUUAACAAAGAGCAGCAGAAAGGACGAAAUUGCUCCAACUAUCAUGUUAGGUUCCAAUGUCCACUUGAUCCUCUCUUUUGGUCACAUUGGUCUCCAUGGAGUGCUUGCUCACAGGCAGGAUGCGGAGGAAAAGGCAUCCAAAUCAGACAGCGCACGUGCAUUAAUGUUCAGCCUGUAAUGUCAUUGAGCCUAGCAAAAUGUAGAGGAAAAGCCACUGAGCGAAGAGUCUGCAUCACUCGGCCAUGUGUUCUAGGAAUAUGGUCUUCUUGGAGCACAUGUACAAAAACCUGUGGUGGAGGGAAGAGUGUCCGACGUCGCAUUUGUCCUAGCAAUGUUAUGCCUUGUUCUGGAAGUGCCUUACAAAUUCAGAAGUGUGGGACAUCUCCAUGUACAAAAUCAUCAUGCCAUGAAUGCAUUUGUGCCAACCACACUUUGGUGGGAAAAGUUCAAAGUACACAUGGGUCUGUUCAACACAAUGCCAGCAUUUUUAUGAAUGGAAAGAUCCAAGUUACAACUGAUCGGUAUGGGAUGUUCAACUUGAAAGAUGUCUGCAAAGAUGCACACAGAAAUAUUACUGUGACAAUGGAUGGAUUCUCUACUGGAACUUUACAAAGCUGGAAGAAUGAGCCCAACAUUUCUUAUUUUGAGGCUGUCUUAAAGAGAUUAGAAAAACCAUAUAUAGUACAACAUCCAAACUCGAAAAUUCGUAGAGAGGGACAUAAGGUAACAUUCUGCUGUGAAGCUGUUGGCAAUCCAAUUUCAUCUAAGUAUUACUGGUAUCACAAUGGUACAUUAUUGGACAAAACCAAAAUCAAAUAUGACAAAAAUUUAAUUCUGCGAAAUAUUGAAACAGUACACGCUGGUACAUACCAGUGCAAAGCAAGUAACGGGCUCGGUGUCAUCAAGUCUUCCAUAGCCCAUCUAACAGUAAUAGGUAAAAGUGAAUCCCACUGUGACCAUUCCCCACAUGAACAUUUAAUCCAGCUCCCAACUGACUGUUCUCAAACUAAAACUGGCUCCAAUUUCUACAACGUAGGCAAGUGUCCAAAUUCACAGUGUGCUGGUUAUCUAAGCUCUGAUCUUCAGUGCAAAGAUAAAAUAGAAUACUGCUGUGGAGUCAAGCAAAUGAAACUGCAAGAAGUUAAGUGCCCUGGGUACACUCUACCAAUUAUGGUUGUUGUAGCAUGUGGAUGUGCCCAGUGCACACAGCAUAAGGUUUUUGUUCGUGGACGGGUGACUGCAUAUGACACUGGUACUCCACUUCAGUUUGGUCAAAUCUUUAUGAAUGGAAAAAACAUGGGCUUUACAGGUUACAAAGGAGAGUUUACCUUAGAAGUGCCUGAUGGAACAAAAAGGUUGGUGGUUACAUUUGUGGAUCCUGAAGAGAAAUUUGUAGACUCUAUAAAAAUCAUUCCAUUUGAUCCAAAAGGAAAUACUAUUUACCAAGAUAUAAAAAUCAUGAGGAAGAAAGACCCAGUUAAUCUGAACCCUUUAGUGACAAACAAAAUUACUCUUGGAGAAGUGAUUGGUAAAGAUCCAGUUGGAGAGUUAGUAAUACCACCAAACUCUUUUACCAGAAUCACAGGAGAAGCUUAUAGUGGUACAGUAAUGGCCAGUUUAACAUUUUUGGAUCCUAGAAACAUUAGCACAGCAUCAGCUGCAUCAAGUGAUCUAAGUUUUGUCAACCGUAAUGGAGAUAUUUCUCCACUCAGGACGUAUGGAAUGUUUGCUGUGGACUUUAGAGAGAAAGGUACUAAUUCAGUGCUCCAAACUGGAAAAGUGGAGGUUAGGCUGGAUACAGAACAAGUAAAGAUGCCUCAGCAUCUAAAGGAAAUGAAACUCUGGUCUCUGAACCCACAGACUGGCUUAUGGGAAGAGGAAAGUACUUUCCACAUGGCAGCAGAGGGCAAUAGGAGAAGGAGAGAGGAAAGGUCAUUUUUAAUAGGACAGUUAGAAAUAAGAGAGAGAAGGCUUUUCAACUUGGAUGUACCAGAGUUUAGGAGAUGUUUUGUCAAAGUACGUGCUUACAUGAAUGAGAAGUUUAUGCCUAAUGAACAGGUAGAAGGAAUUGUGGUUACUCUUAUAAAUCUUGAACCUAUGCCAGGAUUCUCAUCAAACCCUAGAGCUUGGGGUAGAUUUGACAGCGUAAUAACAGGAAGCAAUGGAGCCUGUCUCCCUGCUUUCUGUGAUGCACAGCAGCCAGAUGCCUACACUGCAUAUGUCACUGCUACAAUGGGUGGUGAGGAACUGGAAGCUGUUCCCUCUUCCCCCAAAUUAAACCCCAAUGUAGUAGGAGUGUCCCAGCAUUACUUGUCAAAACUUAACUAUCAACGAACUGAUCAUGAAGACCCUUCUGGUAAAAAGACAGCUUUCAAAUUUAAUAUUGCUAAGCCAAACACAAAUAAUUUUGAAGAGACAAGUGGUCCGAUAUAUGCUUACAGAAACUUGCGAUCAUGUGAAGAAGCCCUAGUCUCCGACAAUCAUUUUCGAUUUUAUAGGGUAGAGGAAGACAAGUAUGAGUACAAUGUUGUCCCUUUUGUUGAAACAGAUUUAACCUCAUGGGUUGGUAGUUAUCUGUCUUGGUGGCCAAAUCCACAAGAGUUCCGGGCCUGCUAUUUAAAGGUUCAGAUACAGGGUCAACAGGAGUAUAUGGUCCGGUCACGAAAUAUUGGAGGAAUGCAUGCAAAGACUAUGGGUCAGCUCUAUGGUUUGAGGGACAUUCGUAGUGUUAGGGAUAUGUCAGUGCAAGGCAGCUCAGCAGCUUGUUUAGAAUUCAAGUGUAGUGGAAAGCUUUAUGACCAAUAUUUACUAGAUCGCACUUUCGUAACGGUGACUCCUCAAGGAAGCUGCUAUGUUGUUGAGGUAAACAAACUUUUGAAAGACUACCUAGAACGCCACCCACCACUAGCUUUAGGGAACGAUACUGGGGUAUUUAAUAUGUUGGCUCCAGUUGAUCCCCUUGGACAUAACUAUGGAAUUUAUACAGUCACUGACCAGAAUCCAAGGCUAGCCAAAGAAAUUGCCAUUGGAAGAUGUUUUGAUGGCACUUCUGAUGGGUUUUCUAGGGAAAUGAGAUCCCAGGUUGGCAUUGCAUUGACAUUUCGUUGCCAGGAGAAACCAGUUACAAGAAAAAGCUUCUUCCAACGUCUACUUAAUAACCCAGGUGAAACUCUCAGUGAGAUUCGGCGUGGCAUGCAGGAGAAUGAACAAAGAGAAACACCUUCACGCAUUAUACCUUAUCCAGCAUCUAGUUCUUUAUCCUCUAGACGUAAUAGGAAAUAGUCUGCUAACCAGAGAAGACCUUGUUUGCCAUAGAAAUCAUGAUGAAAUAAUUUAGUGAGGAUCAUUGACUGAUUUAUUGACCAACGAGAAAACUGUGACUUUGGUCAUGCAACAGAGAAGUGAAACCAAUUAUUAAUUCAUAUGGUUUAUUCACUCAUACUUGUUGGACCCAAAAUGCAACAAAUGAACACUGGCUUCUCCCACAAGACUAAUGCACAUGGCCAUAUUAUGGAUCCCUUUUGUGUCCAACCAUAUAACAGCUGCCAUAGAGAUACAUGAGCCCUCCACCACACUUCAGUGUGCCUCUAAUUUUAUACAGAGGCCUGAGGAGUUCUCUAUUGGACUCUCCAUAAAGGCUUCACACCAGUGUACAUAAGCCUAAAAUAAUAUUUUUUUUUAAAAGGACAAUCAUUACUUGUUUGAUCCUGACAAUUCAUUCCUCAAAUAAUACAGGAUGCUUGUACUUCAAGUUACCUACAGCUCAUACUGUUGUAUAUAUUGGAUGCUUAAUGUAAUAAGGGAAGAAUACAUCCAAAAUAAAACAGUUUUUAAUCCUUUCAUAAAAUCUACUAAAUGACCUGUAAUAUUAGUUACUUUGUAACAAAUA